AUGAGUAGCUCAGAUGAAGCAUCUAUUGCAUCAGAGGAUAUUCCUCAAGCAUAUAAUCAACCAGAGAAUCCUGUAGCUCUUACAAAAACAGAAACUGCAGCAACUUUACAUCAAUUAGGACUUUCUCAAGUACCGUCUGUGUCUGGUCCGGAUUUGACCAAUCCACCAGUAGAAGAUCCCAUUUUCCCAGAAGAGUAUACUCUCGAAACUGACACCGGACUUGUCCCCGUAAGAACUUUACAAUCGAUUGGAAGAGUCAAGUCUCGGAUUCUGGAAGAGGCUUCUCGUCAAAGUACUAGGCAAAGUUUUCUCGCGGAAAAGAAUAAUGAAGAAGGUGAAAAGGAUAUUGACCCAGAUAUUGAAUUUGUGACCUUUGUCAAGGGUGAUCCCGAAAAUCCUCAUAAUUGGAACGAAACUUUGAAAUGGUUCUACACAUUUUUGUUCUCCAUUUUCGUCAUUAGUGCUGCCUAUGGCUCCUCCUCAUUGGCCGGCGGACUUCCAUUGAUCAACGAAAAAUUUGGAGUAUCUACAGAAGUCUCCACAUUAUCUGUGUCGUUGAUGGUUCUUGGAUUCUCUGUAGGUCCCUUGAUUUGGGCACCAUUGUCUGAACAAAUUGGAAGACGUCCCGUCUACAUCAUCUCGUACGGUUUGUACGUCAUUUUCAACAUUCCUUGUGCCGUCGCAAAAAAUAUUGGUACUGUCUUGGUGUGUCGUUUCCUUUGUGGAGUUUUCUCGUCUUCUGCCUUAACCAAUGUUGGUGCCAGUUUGGUGGAUCUUCAUAGGGAAUCCAGAGGGUUAGCCAUUGCCUUUUUCAGUUUCAGUCCUUACUCUGGACCUGUCUUUGGAGGUAUUGUUAAUGGAUUCAUCAGUGUCGGUUCUGGAAGGUACGACCUUAUGGUUUGGGUCAAUAUGGCGUUCGCAGGAGUGAUGUGGAUCGUUAUUGGUUUGAUUCCCGAAACUUACUCGCCAGUCAUUUUGAAAAAUAGGGCAAAGAGACUUAGAAAAGAAACAGGAAACAACAAAAUCAUGACUGAACAAGAAGCCACUCCAUUAUCUUUCAAAGAAAUGCUCAACAACAAUUUGUAUCGUCCACUUAAAUUUGUGAUUCAAGAACCUGUUCUUGAUCUUGUUUGUGGUUUCGUUGCCCUCAUCUAUUCGUUGUUGUAUGCAUUUUUCUUUGCAUAUCCGGUAAUCUUCAUGGACUUGUAUGGUUACAAAGAUAACUUGAUCGGAUUGAUGUACGUUCCAAUUUUAAUCGGUGCGUUGUUGGCUCUUGUUACCACUCCAAUAUUGGAAAAGAGAUAUCAAGCACUCUGCAAAAGACGUACUCCAGUCCCAGAAGAUAGACUUGUUGGUGCUAUGGUUGGUGCCCCAUUCCCUUGUAUUGCAUUGUUCAUUUUGGGUGCUACCUCGUAUAAGCACAUUAUUUGGGUUGGUCCGGCCUCCAGUGGUAUUGCUUUUGGAUAUGGUAUGGUGUUGAUUUACUAUUCGUUGAACAACUAUAUCAUUGACACUUACGCCAAGUAUGCUGCCAGUGCCUUGGCUACCAAAGUUUUCUUAAGAUCAGCUGGUGGUGCUGCUUUCCCACUUUUCGUCACCCAAAUGUACCAUGGCCUUGGUCUCCAAUGGGCCAGUUGGUUGCUUGCAUUUGUUUCCUUGGCAAUGGUUCUCAUUCCAUUCAGUUUCUACCGUUUUGGUGGGGCUGUGAGAGCCAAGCUUUGUAAGGAAGAUUAUACCAUUCACUACGACUAA
This is a messenger RNA of Meyerozyma guilliermondii ATCC 6260, 1752 nucleotides long. It is a transcript of the gene TPO3, whose product is annotated as spermine transporter. Gene Ontology annotation, molecular function: spermine transmembrane transporter activity. The transcript has a single exon. NCBI's taxonomy places the organism in Eukaryota, Fungi, Ascomycota, Pichiomycetes, Serinales, Debaryomycetaceae. The coding region runs from base 1 to 1752 and encodes 583 amino acids. Gene Ontology annotation, cellular component: fungal-type vacuole membrane. Gene Ontology annotation, biological process: spermine transport; transmembrane transport. The record is from RefSeq and is a predicted model, not a curated record.